CGUUGUUAAGUAACGAGAGGGGGAGACAGACUCGAGUGGAGAACGGCCGCUCGUGCUGCUGGAGCUUCUUGGGACUAUCAACAGGGAGUGCAACCGACGACAGAUCUAAGAGCUGGGGGAAUGAGAGCCGCCAGAAUCCGCUCCCAUCCUCCUUUGCCCGGGCUCUUGACCGACUGACAACUAUCGGAUCAGAACCUCCACUGAAUUAGCUCUCGGACGAACCCAAUAUCGGAGAACUUAUUCUGAACUUUCAUGGGCACUUUCGACACAAUUGAAUCUUACUCGUGACAACACGCAACCAUGGAGCUGAGAGUUGGGAACAAGUACCGGCUCGGGCGAAAGAUAGGGAGUGGUUCCUUUGGUGACAUUUACCUUGGUGCCAACAUUGCCACUGGUGAGGAGGUAGCCAUCAAGCUGGAAUGUGUGAAGACCAAACACCCACAGUUGCACAUUGAAAGCAAGUUCUACAAGAUGAUGCAAGGAGGAGUGGGCAUCCCAUCGAUAAAGUGGUGUGGUGCAGAGGGAGAUUACAACGUGAUGGUAAUGGAGCUGCUGGGUCCCAGUCUGGAGGACCUUUUCAACUUCUGCUCCCGGAAGUUCAGCCUAAAGACUGUCCUGCUUUUGGCAGACCAGAUGAUAAGUCGCAUUGAGUACAUCCACUCAAAGAAUUUCAUCCAUCGGGAUGUCAAGCCUGACAACUUCCUGAUGGGGCUUGGCAAGAAGGGUAACCUGGUGUACAUCAUUGACUUUGGCCUGGCCAAAAAGUACCGUGAUGCCCGCACGCACCAGCACAUCCCUUACAGGGAGAACAAGAACCUGACUGGUACAGCACGUUAUGCUUCCAUCAACACACAUCUUGGAAUCGAGCAGUCCAGACGUGAUGACCUGGAGUCUCUUGGCUAUGUCCUCAUGUACUUCAACCUGGGUUCCCUCCCCUGGCAGGGCCUCAAGGCCGCUACCAAAAGACAGAAGUAUGAACGAAUCAGUGAGAAGAAAAUGUCCACACCCAUCGAGGUUCUUUGCAAAGGAUACCCUUCCGAGUUCUCCACAUACCUGAAUUUUUGCCGUUCACUCCGUUUUGAUGACAAACCAGACUACUCUUACCUGCGACAGCUCUUCAGGAAUCUUUUCCAUCGUCAGGGUUUCUCCUAUGAUUACGUCUUUGACUGGAACAUGCUCAAAUUUGGUGCCAGUCGGACAGCUGAGGAUGGGGAUCGAGAGAGGAGGGCCGGAGAUGAGAGGGACGAGAGGAUUGGAGGAGCCCCCAGGGGGUCUGCAUCACGGGGCCUCCCUCCAGGUCCCAACCCUGGAGCUGCCAACAGAGUCAGGAAUGGGCCAGAGCAGGCAAUCUCUAACCCUGCAUCAAGGGUCCAGCAGUCUGGGAACACAUCGCCUCGUGCAAUUUCUCGUGCAGAGAGGGAGAGGAAGGUGAGCAUGCGGCUUCACCGUGGUGCUCCUGCUAACGUAUCAUCCUCUGACCUCACAGCCCGUCAUGACCAAUCAAGGAUUUCCACAUCACAGGUCAGUGUGCCGUUUGAGCACAUGGGGAAGUAGAAGUGAUUGGCUCUGCAUGCACAUGAAACUGACAGGGCUGCAAAGUAUAUUCAUCGCUCCAGAUUGUUUUCCUUUCAUUUUUACCUUGUCUUAUGAAAAGAUAAUUGCCAAUGGACACAUGGAUCUUUGGAAAAGGACAGUAAAGGAUCCACGGGUGUACAUGACAGUAUCCAACAUGCAGUCUUUCAUGAACUUUUCUUGCUGAACCGUGGACCACCACAAGACAAAAAGCAAAUAAAUAACAGUUCUACAUCUUUGUUACUCCAUGGUUGCCCAUACCUGCUCCACUCCUCAAAAUGUUCCGUCAGUACCUUCUGUCUGACAAAUGUGAAGAACUGUUGGCAUCAGUGAAGCAGAAAGGUAUCUGACACGUGCACCUGUUUCUUGUCGAAGGUCAGCUUGGCUUUGUAAAGAUUUCUCCUUUUCAGUUGUAACCCCACAAAAACAACUUUUCAUUGAAUGUUGCCCCUUAUCUUUCAAUUGGAGCUUGAUAUGAGUUUCCCUUUUUUGCUUUUUUGAGAGAAAUAACAGCUGAAAGAUACAGAAAUGGGGAGAGGUAGGUGAGAGGACAGUAGGAAAAAAGAAAGGUAACUUAGAAAAGGAUGAGCAAGUGAUGUUUUAGCUGUUGUAGAGUAAUUUUCUGGUGAAGUAGCAAUUUGCUUGGCCUUUUAUUCAUGUCAUGCAUAUUUUAUUCUCCCUCAAAACUCAGCCACAAAAACCUCCACCACCCCUUCCUGUUUUGACUUACAUGUUUUCUCUGGUUUUAAUGUAAGUGGGUAAGGUGAAGAAUGACCAUAGAUAUUGCAAAGACACACUCCCAGGUCUUGAGGGAAAUCUCCUCAGGAAUUUCUCAGUGUAUUUGACCAGAGACCAUAGCUGCCCAUUUUGGCUAACAAAUAGCGGCUGCAAUUUUUAUGAUAGUUCUUAAUGUUACCUUUUUAUUCUUUUGUUAUUGGAGGUCAUAGGGGAGUGGGCAGGCUCUGUUAGGGGUUACUUGCGGGGGAUGGGACAUCCAAGGAUUUUUUUUUUUUUUUUUUAAAUGUUUACUUCACUGUAAAUAUUUUUUAUUUCAAUGUAAAGCCAAAAGGUGGUUAUUUGUUUUAAGGUGUAAAGUAGAAAAAUGCAUACUAAUGACAUAAAUUGGGGCUGGGUUCAAAAUUUUAGGUAUUUAAAAUACUAAAUUGUGGGAUUGGCUACUGUUACUCUGCCAUCUGGGUCAUCCAACAUUUUGUGUGUGUGUGUGAUGUGUGCACAUGUGUGCACGCUUUGCAUGUGAGAGUGAGAUGACUCCCUGCUAAGAAUACAAGAUUCAUUUUGUCUUUGUUUGUUUGCUGAUUGUUUUUAUCUCUAUUCUCAGCUAUUUAUGUUAAACUAUUUUUUAUUCGUCUUAAAUAACUCUCCCUUAUUCCUAUUUCUGUUAAAUUUCAUCCUCCUGUAAUUCAUUAGAAGUAGCUUGUUUGUUUUUUUUUGCUUGUCCCUUUUGUUCUUAGGCCUCAAAGGAUAUCCACCUCAUGUCAUACAUAGGGCUUUCAAUAUUCCUUCUGCAAAGUUUAUAUGCUAAUAGUUUUGAUGUCACCUUUGGAUUUUAACCUCCAGCAACCUUGAUGAUGUCAUUAAAAAGAAAACAACUGAUGCAAUUGCAGGGAUGUGUAAAUAACAGUGUACUGUGUGUGUAAUUACCUUUUGUACAGGCCACCAUGACCCAGUGGUAUUGUAACUGUUGGGUUGGGAAUGGUAUAGAGGAGUGUGAGGUGAUGGGAAUUUCACUUUAUGUAUUGUGUACUGAUAUCUUGUACAGUUCUUUAACACACUUUAUUUACAACAGUAUUUGUGUAUAUUUUAUGAAGUAAUAAAAAUGAAUAACGUUGCUCACAA
Molecule: messenger RNA, 3429 nt
Organism: Acanthopagrus latus (yellowfin seabream)
Lineage: Eukaryota; Metazoa; Chordata; Actinopteri; Spariformes; Sparidae
Product: casein kinase I
Exons: 12
Coding region: 301-1554 (417 amino acids)
Biological process (GO): signal transduction; endocytosis; peptidyl-serine phosphorylation
Cellular component (GO): nucleus; cytoplasm
Molecular function (GO): ATP binding; protein serine/threonine kinase activity
Source: RefSeq, a predicted model, not a curated record